AUGCGAGUCUUGAAAUGGACUACUGACUUUAACCCAACACAUGAAAGUUCUAUAGUUCCGGUUUGGAUCUCUUAUGAAGGUCUCCCCAUUCAUCGUUUCGACAAGGACUAUUUGUGGAAAGUUGCUAGCAUCAUAGGGACUCCUCUUCAAAUUGAUGUGCCAACUCUCAACAUGUCACAACCUUCGGUGGCUCCAUCAAAACAGCAAUCAAAACAACAAAUACUAUCGAAUCCUUCCACCACCAAUGUUGAGAAGAAUCUGUUGCUGAAGGUUGCUGAAGCAGCCGGAGAUCCGACACCUUCUAGUUUUGCCCGGACGGUGACACAAGCUGUUGAUGUGGAGGAUGUCAAUGCAUCGCAGCCGUUGAUAGAAGAUACCGUUGCAACCAUUUCAAAAACCCUAGUCACGCCCUCCAGCUCUAGCGUGCUCCCCUGCGGAAUUUCCACUAUUCCGGCAGCAUUAAUUCAGUGCUCUCGGAAAGCUAUUGAGUGCUCAACCUCCGGAUUGACAACAAUGGAAAAGACUUCCAUUCCAGUAUACAUACCAAACAGCUCACCACUUCCUUUAAUCUCUGAACAAACACAACUUGAAGCCUCUGCAGCCGCAGAGAAAUCCACGCCUGAUUCUGCAGAUCCUCAGCGAGACACUCCAAUUCUUGCUACGGAGAAUCACCAGACUUCCUCUCCGUCGGUGAUUGUUGCUAGCAAUGGUGGCGCAUCAACAUCACCGGAGGUAGAGGUGCGAGACACAAUUGACUGUAGCACCUUUGUUGAUAUUUCUCUUGCUAAUGGAAAUCGCCAAUCAACAUCUGCCCCGCCAUCCACAUCGAUUGACUCGCACGCAGUAACAGUUCAAGGAGAAAAUCCGGCAUCACCAGAAGAACAUCAAUGGCUGCAAUCGGUGGAUUCCCGACUGGGGUUGCAGAUGGAGACUCUAUCUCAUCCUUUGUCUGCGCAAUGA
Messenger RNA from Oldenlandia corymbosa var. corymbosa, 960 nucleotides. The record is from the annotation of a GenBank genome assembly. Lineage: Eukaryota; Viridiplantae; Streptophyta; Magnoliopsida; Gentianales; Rubiaceae.